AAUCGGAAGUAGAUUGGCGUCAUAGAAGACGAACGAUGGGGAUUUUCCGGUUUUCCUGGUUAAAGUGCCAACACGUGCAUUCUUGUAUUCAUUGUAUUCAACUUGUAUUCAUUAUCCUCGUCUUUCCUUACGGAGUGUACUAAAACGUAAAUCAGUGGAUGUGUGUAUACCUACUUGUCAAUCGGAAUAAAAGUCUAUUUUUAAAGAAGAGCUUCCAAUACUCGGCAGAGAUGAAGAUGAAGAUCAUCCAAACGUUCCUGACAAUUUUUCCUAUAUUAUCAAAGUUAAUUCAAGUCGUCUUAAGUGAGGGAGAAUUGACUCUAAAUUCUACAAAAAGAUUAGCGUCUGGUUUUUAUAAUUACACAGAAAAGAAUGCAGAAGAAUACGGAAACUAUAGUGAGAAGUUUCUGUCCUGCCUGAAAACAUUAAUCGAAUUCGAACAUUUUCAAAUACUAGAAAAUCAAACUGUGUACAUCCCGAACUAUUCAUUUCUUGAUCAUCGAGGACUUUACUCUCCAGAAGAUUAUUAUCUAACUGAGAAUGGUGUAUACGUGUGUUUUCCGCAGAUUUUAUUAAAAGAAUAUUGCUACAUACAAGAAAUUUUACAAAUUUACACCGUUGUUGGUUUCUCGUUGUCUCUCGUUUGUUUAUUUCUACACUUAGUAGCAUUUCUUUUUGUGCCAGAUAUGAGGAAUUUGCCGGGGAAAAAUAUAGCAUCUCUCGCUUUAUCUAUGUUCGUAGCUAAUUUAAUUUUUAUGUUAGGGAGGAUAAUAUUCAAGUCCACUUGGACAUGUUACCCUCUGGGAUUAGCCGGAUAUUAUUUUAUGAUGACGUCUUUCUUCUGGAUAAAUGCAAUAUCCUUCAACGUGUUUCGUUCCUUCAGACAAGCUACAACUAAACUCCGGUUGACGUCGAAACACGAGGAAUUCAAGAAGUUUUUCUUCUAUUCCUUAUAUUCCUGGGGUAUCCCGGCAUUGUUCUUGAUCGUAGUGAUCACAGGAGAAGAAAGUGCAAUAUUCCCCGAAGUUUUAAAACCGGGAUUUAAGUCACGUCUAUGGAUAUGUUGGUUUUCUCGACUAUCGUCCAUGGUUGUCUUCUUUGCAAUUCCCAUAGGUCUGCUAAUAUUUACAAAUAUUUUAUUCUUCGUAUUCAGUGCCCAUAUCAUAUUUUCAAGCUCUAUGAAAAUCGAUAACCAGCACAAUGGAAGGAAGAAAACGCUUGCUUUGUAUGUAAAACUUGCAAUUAUAAUGGGUGUAGGAUGGAUUUUUGGACUGCUCACGUAUUUUAUAUCCUCGUUGGUAAUCCAAUUCAUUAUGAUUACUGUUGUAACGCUUCAGGGUGCCUUUAUUUUUGUGGCAUUCACUAGAUUUAUUAAAAUUAAAACGAUUUUCCUUCAUCGAUAUCAUGAAUUCAGAAAGUCCUUAGCUUCGUUAUCCACGUUUCGUAGUGAAGAAUUGAGAUCCAAUUCCAAUAAAUUCAGAAUUGAUACCAUCAAUUGCAAUCCAUCUAGCAAGAUAAAAUAUUAA
Molecule: messenger RNA, 1526 nt
Organism: Centruroides sculpturatus (bark scorpion)
Lineage: Eukaryota; Metazoa; Arthropoda; Arachnida; Scorpiones; Buthidae
Product: G-protein coupled receptor Mth2-like
Exons: 2
Coding region: 159-1526 (455 amino acids)
Biological process (GO): G protein-coupled receptor signaling pathway; cell surface receptor signaling pathway
Cellular component (GO): membrane
Molecular function (GO): G protein-coupled receptor activity
Source: RefSeq, a predicted model, not a curated record